This is a messenger RNA of Hydra vulgaris (swiftwater hydra), 618 nucleotides long. Lineage: Eukaryota; Metazoa; Cnidaria; Hydrozoa; Anthoathecata; Hydridae. The record is from RefSeq and is a predicted model, not a curated record.
AUGGAUAUUGAAAAAACUAAAAUGAGAGCAAGAGAAACUGUAUUUUGGCCAAGCAUUUACAAAAAAAUUGAAGAUUUAGUAAAGUCGUGUGAAACAUGUCUGGAAUACACAAAAAAACAAACUAAGGAGUUAAUGAUUUCAAGUGAAAUACCAAAUCACUCGUUUCAAAUUGUGGGAACUGACUUAUUUCACUGGAAUAAUCAGGAUUUUAUAAUAGUGGUCGAUUAUUAUAGUCGUUAUUGGGAAAUCAAAAGGUUACAUAACAUUCAAUCUCAAACGGUGAUAAAGAAACUAAAAAUGAUCUUUUCUAGACUUGGUAUACCGCAGAUAGUACGGAGCGACAACGGCACACAAUUUAAAUCUUCAGAAUUCCAAAAAAUCAGUAAAGAGUGGAAGUUUAAACAUAUAACUAGUAGCCCUCAGUAUCAACAAUCAAAUGGAAUGGCUGAGAGACUUGUGCAAAUAGCAAAAAAUUUGCUAACCAAAGCAAAUAGGUCGAAUCAAUAUCUGUACAUAGCUCUACAAGAGGUAAAAAACACUCCUGUUGACGGUCUUGCACCAGCUGCUCAGCUCAUCAGUGGAAGAAGAUUGAGAUCAACACUUCCUACUUCUCUGUAA